This is a messenger RNA of Scomber japonicus (chub mackerel), 1073 nucleotides long. RefSeq lists its product as uncharacterized. The record is from RefSeq and is a predicted model, not a curated record. The transcript has a single exon. The coding region runs from base 1 to 1020 and encodes 339 amino acids. Lineage: Eukaryota; Metazoa; Chordata; Actinopteri; Scombriformes; Scombridae.
AUGGCAUGUCUUGCUGUCACACUUGGAGUCACCAUUUUAUUGGGAUUCAUCAAACUCUCAGCAGCUAAUAAGAACACAUGUGACUUUUAUGCUGCAGUUGGGCAAAAUAUGCCAUUGAUCCACAAGGGACUAACAAAAACAGACGGGCUGAGAUGGACUCAUAAUGACACACUUAUUUUCUACAGACAGCAAGGCAAAGUAUCGGUCGGGAAACCAGAAGACAUCUCUGAGACUGGAUCUCUUUUGCUGAAGAACUUAAAAUUCUCAAGUGCCGGGGUAUAUGAAGCACAAGUGCUCCAUCCAAAUAAAACAACGACAAAUACGUGGACUGGUCGACUCUGUAUGAUGGACAAAGUAUCAAAACCUCAACUCAGUUAUGUCUGUGACUUCAAGUCCAGUGCUGUUAAUCUGAAAUGCCAUGUGGCAAAACCGCAGGGUUUGAUGUUCUCAUGGACUCUCGAUGAAAAAAUCUUAACAAGCGAAAUAAAACAAACACUGAGCGUAUCACUGGCACAUUUGAAAGGGGACAGGACCUUUACAUGCAGUGUGGCAAACAAAGUCAGCAAGGAGCAGAGUGACCUUGUUCGUCCAUCAUGUAAAAAUCCAUCACCAUCACCUCCACCUUUGCUUUGUUUUACAUCCAAAACUGUUGUAGCAGUGCUAGCAGGAGGAGCAAGUCUUAUUCUGCUUUUGCUCAUCAUCACCUUCAUAUUAUGUUGCUGCCACAGACGCAGCAAACACAAGAUGAGACUCAGAGAUAAAGGAGAGCUCAGGAUGCUUUCGCUAAACAAGCGGGACCCUAGCUCCACCGGCCCAGUUUACGAGACUAUGCACCCACCUGAGGACUCUCCAACUCCUCCGAGCCCCAGGCCUUCACCCACGGUCUGUUAUCAGAAUGUCUCUCAGUCUGAAGUUCAGACUGAAAACAGGCCUAUACAGCUAUCCAUAGCUGCCGAAGAACAGAAGCCUUCACCAGUGCCAAAGCCGAGGACGAAGGGCCCCCAGACACCAAACGUCUGAGUCUGCAUUCAGCUUGAGGUCUAACCUGCUGAGCUCUCACUGGAAUAUGCUGA